CCGCCCUGAGCGCCAUGGAGCGAGAACCGAGGAGGCCCGUGAGCCGCUGACGCCCGGAUCUAACGCUUUUCUCCUGGAUCAUUUUCACUUGGAAAUUUGGAAAAAAAAUUUUGGAUUCAGAACGAAAUUUCACUCAAGAUUUGACCGAUUUUUUGGGGAAGGAAAAUGUCAAGUGAUAUGUUACAAAGAGGUCGCAAUGCAAUGUGAUCCACCGCAGCUAAAAAUACCACCGCUCUGGACGUUAGCUUCAACUUUAUGAAGUUAGACUUUUAAAUCUUUCGUCCUCCAAACUUCGCCAUGAGGAAAGCCGAGGUCCAGGUGACGCUGAAGAAAGGCGCGGAGGAGGCAGUGGCGCCCCCUAGCCCCCUGAUCCCGCCAAAGCGCUCCAAGUCCAGCUCCGAUCAGGUGGUCCCCGGCUCUCUCGGCCCGCAGUCGCUCUCUGGCCCCUCCGCUCCGGUGUUCACGCGGAAAAUGAGGAACGCCGCGGUGGGGACGGGCUGCGAUAUCCGGCUAAAGGUGUCGGUGUCCGGGGACCCUCAGCCGUCCCUGUACUGGUACCACAACGAGGAGCUCCUGAACAUGGAAAACCAGGAGUACGGAGGUCUGUGGAUCAGGGAUUGUAAACCCAGCGACGCCGGGCUGUACACCUGCAUCGCCAACAACCACCAGGGGGAGGCCCGGAGCAGCGCUGUGCUCGCCGUGCUCGACCUCGGAGAAGAAUCUGAGUCUGAGGAAGAGGAGGGAGAAGAGGAGGAAGAGCGGCCUGACUCUGUGAUGGACACAACUGCAGACACAUCAAGACAUGAAGACUACUCUCAGACAACCAGGGACUCGCCUCCUCAGGUUCUGCCCCCUCCCUCUCCUCGCCUCUCCAAACGCCUUUCCUCGUCCCCGAUGCCCUCCCGCUCCGGCUCCACCACGCCAAUCGGAUCCCGCAAGAAAAACAUCCCCCCGACAACGGACUACCAGGACACGGUGCCCGGAGAGUUCGAAGAGAAAGUCCGACAUCCCAAAUCUGCCACGCAAACGACCGCUAACGCCCAGGACACCAGACCGCAGACGCCUUUGAGCGAUUAUUCGAGGAAGGAGUUUACGCCUCGACCGUCGCCGAAGCUAACCCGAGCUAGCUCCAAAGUGUUCGAGAAAGUCCGCGGGCUGGAGGAACGCCGAAGAAGCUUGGAUAUUCCAGAAGGAUCGGUUUCGGGAAGAUCGUGGGCGGGUUUUAAUCGCGCGGGUUCGGUGGACUCGGACGAUGGCGGGAGUCGUUUGGGGAUCUCCCGAGAGAGUUCGCGAGAGGAUUUGCGCGAAGCUUUAAAAGAAGACGCAGCGGAGAGGAGGUCCAUGUUUAGACAACGAGCGGCGUCCCUCGAAGAUAAACCGCGCUACUCGCAAAAAGUCCAAGAUAUCGAGAAUAAAUUUACAGAAGAGCUGCAGCGGAUCAAGAAAUUAGUUGGAAAACCGCACAUGAAGAAGUCUUUUUCGACUGAACAGCUGACGUUAAAAGCGAAACAACGCCAGCCUUUUCGCAAAAUCGAACCGAUACCUCCGCAAGUCCUGCAGAAGCUUCAAGAACGUGAACGCGCUCAGUGGGCCAAAGAGCAAAAAGAGAGAGAAUUACACGAACAAAAACCGCAGAUCAGCGCUAAUAUUAUAGGAAGUCGUUUGGGCGAAGUCCCCGGUCCGCCCGAGUCCAUGCAGUUGGCGGAUUUACCCGGACAGCGCCCCCUACGUGAGCUCAGCAGAGUCAGCCCGGUCACCGAAAUCGUCCAAAGAUCGUCCUCGCCGCUCGUGCACCAACUCGAAUCCUAUCGGAAAGUGGAGAAGAGACCGCCGAGCCCGCUGGUGCAGAGGGUGACGCGCUUCCCGGAGUCCAACCACGAGAAGGAGGACGUGACGGGCAGGAAAACGCCGAUCGAGGUGGCGCUACGGAAGGUGGAGCUGCGGCCGGAGAGCCCCCUGGUGCAGAGGAGGGGGGCGGAGUCUAAUGUGCUGGCUCCUCCCAAGCCGCCGCGAGUGUGCGCGGAGGAGAGGGCGGAGGGGAGGAGCGUGCCGAGGAUCGUGGUGCAGGAGGAGGACGAGGAGAGGAUGGAGGUGGAGGAGAGGGCGCCGCCGCAGACCACCGGCGGCAGAGAGGGGGCGCCAAAGAGCAGGAAGAAGAAAAUAAGGCCCAUGUCUCCAGAACAAGACUCUUCAGACGACUCGUACGUCUCGGCCGGUGAAGACCCCAUGGAGGCCCCCGUCUUUGAGUUCCCCCUGCAGGACGCCGUGGCUUUUACCGGAGCUGACGUGGUCCUUAAAUGCAUCAUCGCCGGCACACCCACACCUGAAGUGUCGUGGACCAAAGACUCCGGUCCGGUCUCUGGUCUCAGUCUGAACUACACCGUGAAGGUGGAGGGAGAGAGGCACAGUUUAUGGAUCAGAUCUGUGAGGACGUCCAACGCCGGAGUCUACUGUGUAACCGCGAGCAACCAGGUCGGGACCGCCUCCAGCUCGGCUACUCUCACUGUCAAAGAGAAUGUCCCAGUUCCUCGGUCAAAUCUGGGGCUCCCUCUGGACAUGAGCAGUCCCAUCACCUCAGACGAAGAGUACCUCAGCCCCCUCGAGGAGAACCCAGAGCCAGCGACCGGGAGACUGGACCCCCGCUUCAGACAGCCUCCUGCUUUUGUGGCGACGGUGAGCGAUCAGACGGUGGUGGAGGGGCAGGAGGUGUCCAUGUCUGUGCGGAUCAGCGGGCAGCCCAAACCCAUGCUCUACUGGCUGAGGGACAGAGUGACGGUGAAGUCUGGCCCUCGUCACGUGGUCAGAGAGAGAGAAGACGACAUGUUUGAGAUGAUCAUCAAAUCUGCUCAGAAAUCUGACACCGGAGUUUACACCUGCAAAAUCAUCAACGAGUACGGCACCAAGCAGUGUGAGGCCAUGCUCAGAGUAACAGCGCCGCCCGUGGAGCCGUCCCUGGCCGUCAUACGUCCGGUCAGAGACAUCUCAGCCAAAGCCGGGGACACGGUUCUGUUUGAGUGUCACGUGAUCGGACCCAAAGACACGGACGUGGACUGGCUCUCCGACGGAAAACUGAUCCAACCGGCGCUCCUCAACUGUAAGAUGCACUUCAACGGGAAGAAGUGCCGCCUCCUGCUCAACUCUGUGCACGAGGACGACUCCGGGGUUUAUAUGUGCAAGAUCAGCUCUGCUAAAGAGGAGGUGACUUCGUGCGGGCGUCUCUCGGUGCUGCCCUCUCUGGAGCCUCUGUUCACCAGGAAGCUGGACGUGCUGGAGGUGAUCGAGGGACGAAACGCUCGCUUCGACUGCAAAGUGAGCGGAACGCCGGCGCCCAAAGUCAUCUGGAGCCACUUUGACCAGCCGCUGGUGGAGAGCGAGGACGUGCGGAUCCUGCAGGAGGGCGGCCGACACUCGCUCAUCCUCUCUCACGUAACCAACGACGACGAAGGAUUCUACACCGUCACCGCGAGGAACGUCCACGGAGAGGCCGAGAGCUCAGCGGAACUGUACAUCCAGGAGCCGCGGCCGGCCAUCUCCUCUCAGAUGGCUAAACUGGAGAAAAUGCCGUCGAUCCCGGAGGAGCCCGAGGUUCCGGACUCGGACCUGGAGCGGUUCACGAUGCCGGAUUUCACCAAAGCUCUUCUGGACCUGGACGUGGUGGAGGGCAGGGAGGCCGUGCUCAAAUGUAGAGUGUCCGGUCUGCCGUACCCGACUAUCACCUGGUACCACAACGGCCAGCGCAUAGACAGCACCGAGGACAGGAAGAUGACGCAGUAUCGGGACGUGCACAGUCUGGUGAUCAAAAGUGUGACUCAUUCUCACGGAGGAGUUUACAAAAGUGUCAUCGCCAACAAAGUGGGAAAGGCCACAUGCUACGCCCAUCUCUAUGUCACAGACAUCCUGCCGGACCCUCCAGACGGGUGUCCUGUGGUGGAGUCCAUCACUGGGAAAACCAUCACCCUGAGCUGGAAGAAGCCGCGCAGACUCGACCCCUCCAUCGACCCGUCCUCCCUCAUGUAUGCGAUCCAGCAGCAGGCGCUGGGUUCUAUCCAGUGGACCAUCAUUGCGUCUGGACUCAGGGACAUGUCCUUCUGCGUCUCGUCUCUGUCCAAAGGCGUUCGCUACAGCUUCAGAGUGUUGACCAUCACCAGCAAAGCCUUCAGCAAACCCUCUCCUGCUACUGAACCUCUGCAGCUACUGGACAGAGGACCGUAUUUGUCGGAAGCUCCGGUGAUCACGGACAAACCCGACGUGGUUUAUGUGACGGAGAAUCAGUCUGUGACCAUCACUGUGACCAUCAACCACGUGAACGCCGCCGCCAUCUGGAAACGUAACGGCUCCAUCCUGUCCCCCCGCCCCGGCUCGUACGAGAUGACGAUGCCCGACGACGACCAGCACCAGCUCAGACUGUGUAAAGUGAAGUCUUCUGACGCGGGAGAGAUGGAGUUUAUCGCCACCAACAAACACGGAACCGACAGCUGCAAAUUCACCGUAGAAAUGGCAGUCGCUCCCACAUUUGAGACCAUCAUGGAGGACCUGGACGUGUGCGCAGGAGAAACGCCGCGGUUCGCUGUGGUCUGUGAAGGAAAACCCAUCCCUGACAUCCUCUGGUUUAAGAAUGACAGCCUGCUGGCGGAGAGCGGUCACUACACCUUUGUGUACGAUGAUAACGAGUGUUCUCUGGUGGUGCUGAGCGCUCGACCUGAAGACUCUGGAGUCUACACCUGCACCGCCCGAAACCAGGCGGGGUCUGUGUCCUGUAAGGCCGAGCUCACCGUGCACCAGGUGAAAGUGAAGGAGGAGACGAUGGAGGACGAGGAAACCAUCCUGAGGAGAAUGCGCCGCCUCAGCGACUACUACGACAUCCACAAGGAGAUUGGACGCGGAGCGUUCUCUUACAUAAAGCGCGUGGUGCAGAAGUCAGAUAAGUCGGAGUUUGCGGCUAAGUUCAUCUCGGCUCGAGCCAAAAGGAAAACCUCAGCUCUGAGGGAAAUGAAGAUCCUGUCCGGACUCGACCACCAGAGGGUGCUGUACUACCACGACGCCUUUGAGAAGAAGAACGCUGUCAUCAUAGUCACCGAGAAAUGUCAUGAGGAGAUGUUGGACAGGUUCAUCAGGAGGUCGUCUCUCAUGGAGUCAGAUGUUCGCUCUUGUAUCAGACAAAUCCUGGAGGGUCUGGACUAUCUGCACCACCACAACAUCAUCCACCUGGACGUCAAGCCUGAUAACAUCCUGAUGGCCGACGUUCACUCCGAUCAGAUCCGUCUGUGUGACUUUGGGAACGCUCUGGAGUUUUCCCAGGAGGAGAUGCAGUUCUGUAAAUUUGGGACUCCGGAGUUUGUCGCUCCUGAAAUCGUCAACCAAACUCCAGUUUCCAAAGCCACGGACAUUUGGCCGAUCGGAGUCAUCUCUUAUCUCUGCCUGACGGGCGUGUCUCCGUUCGCGGGGGAGGACGACCGCAGUUCGCUUUUAAACAUCAGAAACUAUAACGUGGCGUUCGAGGAGGGAAUGUUCUCAGACCUGAGCCGAGAAGCCAAAGGAUUCAUCAUCAAACUGCUCGUCCCCGACACACUGAGACCAAAUACUCAGGACUGUCUCAGACACCCCUGGUUCAAGGCUUUGAGUAAAGGAAAAGCGAUCAGCACCGAAGCUCUGAAGAAGUUUGUGGCUCGAAGAAAAUGGCAGCGUUCCUUAAUCAGCUACAAAUCCAAAAUGGUGAUGCGUUCUAUCGCGGAUUUACUGAGCGACGCCUCAAACCACAUUUCCAUCGCCGCUCCGAAACGCUCCGUGGAAGGAUCGGCGUUACCCUCCUCUUCCUCCGAUUCCGACGAAGACAUCGACGAACUUCCCUUCAUCCCCAUGCCUCUUAACACCGAAUUCUCCGGGUCCCGAAUGUCGCUGAACGAAAUCCAAACCAACGAGGAAAAUCGCAAGGAAAACGGGAAUAAGUUUGGUCUGAUCGAGGAGGAGCCGAUGGAAGUUGAUGCAAAAGAAAGAGAGGAGGAGGCGGAGCUAAUCCAGAGAUCAGGAAUGCCGAGGAAACCCCUGCAACGUGGGUCGAGCGUGGAUUCGGAAAAGCUGGAUACGGGGAGAAGGCGCGGCGAGUUGAGGCGCGGCGGGUCGGCCGAUAGCGCUCUGCUGUUAAAAAUCACACCGGAAGAGGGCAGCGGUGAGAGCGAAUCAACACAAGAAGACGGGAGAAGGAUGCUAAAAAAAGCGGUGUCCAUGGAAUUGCCGAGACGAAGCGCUAGCCCAAAAAUGAGCCAAGAAGAUUAUGCGCUAAAGCUGGAAUUGAUGCGGCAAAGACUGUUACGAGGCGGGAAUGUGGAUAACAAGAUGAGCGGGCUACGGGGACCUCUCCUGGAGACGUUGGGAAUGGGAGACGAGAAAAGAACUUCGGAAAGAUAUCGCAUGAACCGGUUAGCGCCUCCUCCGCUAACCCGAGCCGCGUCGACUGAUUCGCCGAGAGAUGAGACUCCGAAAGCUAAAGUUUUACGGAAAAGUGCUUCGUUCAGUCAGGGGGAUGCAGAGCCGAUCGCGAUGCACAGAAGAAUGGGAGCGCCCCUCGAAAUCCCGCUAGCGACGAUGGAGGAAAGACGGUUAAAGGAAGCGAUUUCGAUGUCGGCGUUGACAGAUCAGACGAAGUUCGAUUCGAGGCCGGUGACGCCAAGAGAGCCUUCGCCAAAACCGGCCACUCCGGAGUCCAUGAUGCAAGACAGCCCGACCAAAACGGAAAGCGAAGAGUCGUUUAUGGAAAGAGAAACUAAACCGGAUGAAAUGAUCGGAGAGAAAGCGGCGACGGACAGCAACUUUGACGAGCGUUCCAGUACGAGCGGGUUUUCGGAAAAGGAUAUGAGCAUUUCCGAAGAACCGAUGAUGGAAAUAGAAGCCACCAAGGAUGAAAGAGCGGCGUCGCCUGGUUCUGACAAGAAAAUGGAGAUCGAAGAAGUUGAGGAGGAUAAACCAAUGCAAGAAGAUUCGAGCGGAAUUGUUGCAGAAAAAGCGAGUGAGAAGGAGAACGAGGAACUGAAAGCCAGACCUGCAGAAAUGGUGAUAUCGACCAGCUCCGUUUUAGUAAGACCAACAGACGAAUACCCCAACGCGCCAGAAGAGGACACUAUUUCACACACGGAAUCGUACGUAGUGCCACCUUCUCCGUCUAAAACAGUCCUUCCAGACGGUAGGACGUCUGCGUACGCUAGCAUCAUGCAAACUAUAAUGGUACCCGCCGUGCAACCGGUUAGCGACGCGACGUUAGGACCCUCUACGCCAGUUCAAAUACCGCAGAAUUUACAGAUUUCAAACGAGCCACGAGUUCAUUCGCAGCAAGGAAAUACGUCAACAACGGAGCAUCCCGCAGUUUUCGCGAGAGUAGCAUCGCCGGAAACUAUCAUAAAAGAGCCAAGUCCGCCUAAAAGUUUGGCACAGUCUGCGUCGCAACAAAACUUUGCAAAUAGAGGCGAUUUUGAAGAUAUUACAUCCGAGGAGCUGUUCGAAGCGAGGUUCAAAAAGCGUGAGUCAUCGCUUACGAGGAGUUUUAAGUUUUUAACGAGAUCGAAAAACGACGAAAAGAUGCAAGUGGGUGACAAAGACGAAGCGGGAGAGGAUAUCUACAGGCCGAGUCCGAUGGGCGCGCCGCUGGAGUUGGCCACGAGGAGGCUGGAGGAGAAAUCGAAAUCGGUGCAAGAUCUGAGAGAAGCGCAAAAGGAUCAGGGGUUCAUGAAAAGAUUGUCGCUGCGGUUAAAGCGGACGCCGUCGAUGGAAAGAACGGAGCAAAAUAAGGAAGACGACAGCUCAAAGAGACGGUUGUCGUGGGCGCUGGGGAGGAGAGGGUCUCAGGAGAAAAAAGAGGCGGAGAGCGAGGGAGGAGCGGAGAAGGAGGAGGCGAAGAAACCGAACGAAUCCCCGGUUUUGACGAUGAGGAGGAAGAUCGAGUCGACGGUGGCGGAAAUAUCGACCAGGAUCAGGAGUUAUUCGGAGGAGAGGAGGGUGUCGGAGGACAAGGAGCAGAAGAGGACCCCGAUUCUGUCCAUGCUGCGGAGGGCCACCUCGGAGAACCGCGGGGUGAAAGGAGCGCCCCAAAACCAGCUCCAAAACCAGCUCCAAAACCAGCUCGCACAGCAGGCGGCCAACGGAGCCUCCAACGAGUCUCUGGAUUCUACUAAAGGAGUGGAGGCAGAUCGCAGGUCUCGUUGGGAUCGUUGGGGUUUGACCCGAGGACGCAGGGACAAAACUGUGUCUCAGCCCGACAUCCCCUCGGCCAUCAGUCGAGAGAUCUCCGCUCUGAGGACGAGGCAGUACAGCAAACUCGCCUCCGAUUUUCCUCCAGUUUUCCACAUUAAACUCAGGGACCAUGUUCUACUGGAGGGAGACCCAGUGACUCUGAGCUGCCUCCCAGCGGGAAGCCCCCACCCUCACAUCAGCUGGGUCAAAGAUAAGAAGCCUCUGGAGAUCGACGCUCGUAUGAACAUGAUCGCGUGUCCCGACGGGAGACAGUUACUCAUGAUCAUGCAGACGACGAAGAAGGACGCCGGAGUGUACGAGUGCGUGGCCACAAACCCGCUGGCUUCUACGUCCUCGUCCUGUACCAUCUCUCUAGCACGUCUCCCGAAUCGUCCCGGGACUCCAGAGAUCCCUCAGAAAUACAACCACACGGCUCUGGUUCUGUGGAGGCCCUCAGACACUAUGGCCCCCUGCACAUACUCUCUGGAGAGGCGGGCAGAAGGAGAGAGUAACUGGCUGAUCGUGGCGACCGGAGUGGCCGACUGUUACUACAACGUGACAGAUCUUCCACCAGGGGGCGCCUUCCGCUUCAGAGUGGCCUGUGUGAACAAAGCGGGACAGGGCCCCUACAGCAACCUGUCCGAGGUGGUGCGGAUGGAGCCGACAGAACCGGUGAAGUCCACUGCGACCAUCGUGGUGAAAACAGCGCCCUCUGCUGCUCCUCCCGUGGUGGUGAAGUCCUCCAUGACCAUCCCCUCCAUCAAACCCGCUCCACCUAAAACCAGCCCGGGCUCCACUCCUCCUCCGCCCGUGACCUCCCCCUCGCUCUCUCCCUCCUCUCCUCCUCCACCCGUCACCUCCCCCUCUCUCUCGCCCUCCUCUCCUCCUCCACCCGUGACCUCCCCCUCGCUCUCGCCCUCCUCUCCUCCUCCACCCGUCACCUCCCCCUCCUCUCCCGCUCCGUCCCUCUCCCCCCCUCCCCCUGUCUCCUCCCCCGCUCCCCCCUCUCCCUCCGAAACGCUCAAAUCCACCCUUAGCAUUAGCGUGUCCAAACCGAAGCUAGCUCCUCCCCCCGUGGUCCCGCCCAAACCGCACAGUCCGAUCCGCACGCCGCCCUCGCCAACGCCACCAGCUGUCAUCGGUAAACCCAUAUCCUCUGUCCCCCUGUACGUCGCCGCCUCCUCUAGAAAGACUCCUCCAGCCCAGCCUCCCUCCUCCACCGCCCCCGCCCCGGUGCCCUCGUCCCAGCCGCAGAGCGCCUCCGCGCUCCCUCCCUCUGUGGCGCCUCCUCCCACUGUGGUGGUGUCUCCCCCGGUGGUGGUGGUGCAGAGCUUGACUCCGGUGGUCCAGGCCGGGGCGGAGGGCCGCGGGCCGCCCUCCGGAAGGAUCACUCCGUCUGGGCGAAGGACACCUCUGCUGGGGAAGGCCGGAGAGGGGGCGCUCCGACAGGGAGUACCCCAAAAACCCUACACCUUUAUGGACGAGAAGGCCCGAGGUCGUUUUGGCGUGAUCCGUGAGUGUCGGGAGAAUUCCACUGGAAACCUGUUCAUGGCUAAAAUCGUUCCGUACGAGUCGGAGACGAAGCCGAGCGUCCUCCAGGAGUACGACAUUUUAAAGUCUCUUCAUCACGAGAGGAUCAUGGCGCUGCACGAGGCCUACGUCACCCCCAGAUACCUCGUCCUCAUCUGCGAGUUCUGCGGCGGCAAAGAGCUGCUGCACAGCCUCAUCGACAGGUUCCGAUACUCUGAGGACGAUGUGGUGUCCUACAUAGUCCAGAUCCUUCAGGGUCUGGACUAUCUCCACACCAGGAGGAUCCUCCACCUGGACCUGAAGCCUGAGAACAUCAUCGUGACCUUCAUGAACUCAGUGAAGAUCAUCGACUUUGGAACGGCCCAGACCUUCAACCCUCUGUUCCUCAAACAGUUCAGCCCGGCCAUCGGGACGCUAGAGUACAUGUCUCCUGAGAUGUUAAAGGGAGACGUGGUCGGUCCUCCAGCCGAUAUCUGGAGUAUAGGAGUCCUCACCUUCAUCAUGUUGAGUGGCAGGUCUCCGUUCUUGGACCAGGAUCCUCAGGAGACUGAAGUCCGAAUCCAAACAGCAAAGUUUGAUUUGAGUCGACUUUAUCAGAACGUGUCCCAAAGUGCCUCACUGUUCCUCAAGAAGAUCCUCUGCAGCUACCCCUGGGCGCGUCCGUCCAUCAAAGACUGCUUCAGUAACUCGUGGUUACAGGACGCGUACCUGAUGAGACUACGGCGUCAGACUCUCACCUUCACCACGACGCGGCUCAAAGAAUUCGUCUCCGAGCAGCAGAAACGCCGCGGCCUGAACGCCACCAAACACAAAGUCCUUUUACGGUCGUACCAGAGCUCGGCCACGCCCACCCUGGCCCCGCCCGCACCCGCGACGCCCGUCAAUCAGUGAGACGAUCGACCUUAGCCCCGCCGAUAUCCGCCGCGUCUGUCAAUCAAUGAGCUCAUCCACCUUAGCCCCGCCCACAGCAACCCCCACACCUGCCAAUCAGUGAGCUCCUCCAUCUGUCAAUCAAAAACCUGGAAUGUGAUGAUGUCAUAGUUUCAGAUGGAGGGCGGGGCCAAUACAAAUGUACGAGAAAUCCACUGUUUUUGAUCAAAAUAUCUACAAAUAUUUUAACAAUUGGUUAAAAAAAAAAAAAAAAAAUCCCAAAUCAAUUUUAUGUUUUGUCUCCAUGAAAAUCCACAGCGUUGCCUGAAAUGUUCCGCAGUACGGCAUUAAACUUAUCCAGCUUUCUUGCGUUUAUUCCAUUUAUAGGUGUUUUUUUUUUUUUUAAUUACUGAAAAUACCUCCAUUGUUACUGUGAGCGGGGGUCGCCUCUCCACAGAUCUAACCCGUAGCUUGGCGUGUCUCCAUGGAGAAAAAAAUGUGUUUAAUGCCAUAGUGUGGAAUAUUCAAGGCAAAACCAUAAUAUAUCAAUGGAUACGAGAUACACCUUUAAAGUCGUGUCGUUUUACCAACCCACUUUUUGAAACUACAGUAAUUACGUCAUUUUUUGUCGGUUUAUUUAAAGUGACGGCGAAGACGUGGAACUUUUGUGACGGUUUUUGUUUCAUGUGGAUAAAUCCCGUAAUUACACAGAUAAAAACGUCCACAAAUCUGCGUUUAACUGUCCUCCAUUUUGAUUUUUAAACUCGGGCUCUUUGGGAUUUCUAUGACAUCACACGAACUGAGAGACUUCACUACACGGACGCCAUUUUGGAUCCCGGACACGGACGCCAUCUUGGCUCUUUUAAUGAGAUUUCUAUAUUUUUGUAUCUGGACGUUGUUUGUUACCGGACUGGUCGUGUCUCCGUACCUCAAAGUUUGUACACUUUUGGAUAAAUAUCUCUUCCUUUUUCGAGUCUAUUCUUGUACGAGUCUAAACUUCUGCCUUUGCUAACUCUUGUACUGUUCGCUUUACGUGUCUGACGUCUUUUGAAUGAAGAUGCUACGAGCUAAGCUAAUUACGCCCUUAAUGAACUCGACAUGACUGUUUAGAAUCACGGACUAUUUAAAGCUCCAGUAUGAGGCAUUUUAAAGAACAUUUCAUCACGUUAGAACGGCGUUAAAGCCCCACUGCGGGACAUUUCAUUACAUUAGCACAGGGUAAACACGGAGAAAAGAAGUUUAGCGGAAAAUAGGAGCUUUAAAAUAAUCACCACCUUAAACAGCAAAUACAAGUGAAGGAAUGAAAAUGUACAACAAUAACAAUGUGAGUCUAAACCAGGUCUAAACCAGGUCUAAACCAGGUCUAAACCAGGUCUUAACAGGGACUAAACCAGGUCUAAACCAGGAC
Molecule: messenger RNA, 12028 nt
Organism: Periophthalmus magnuspinnatus
Lineage: Eukaryota; Metazoa; Chordata; Actinopteri; Gobiiformes; Gobiidae
Gene: spegb
Product: striated muscle enriched protein kinase b
Exons: 43
Coding region: 298-10641 (3447 amino acids)
Biological process (GO): protein phosphorylation
Molecular function (GO): protein binding; ATP binding; protein kinase activity
Source: RefSeq, a predicted model, not a curated record